UUUUAAAGAAUAUCCAAAUGAGCUCCUAUUUUCUAAACUCGUUCUCAGGGCGCUAUCCGAAUGGGUCCGACUAUCAGUUACUAAAUUAUGGGACUAACGGCGCAGUGAACGGUUCUUACCGGGACUCUACGGGCAUGCAUUCCGGCUCUUUCGGUUACACCUACAAUGGGAUCGACCUUAGUGUAAAUCGCUCUAACAAUAAUGCCCACUUCGGUACGGUUGGGGAUAACGGCCGUGCUUUCCAGAACCCGGGCACGGACAACCGGUACCGUCAAACGAGCUGCUCGCUUGCUUCUCCAGAUGCCCUUCCCUGCACCAACAGCGACAGUCUCAACCUAAAAGGCACCUCUGGCUCAUCUGACCAGACUACGACCGGGGGCAACAGUGCACUCAUCACCAACAGCAGCAAUCUCAGCAGCAACAACACACACUUUGCAGAAACGGACGAAGCAAAUGUCUCUUCGGAGCCGGAGGAAGGCGCGCAAGCUAACCAUGCCACUCCACGCACGCAGAAACAAGAGCCCGCGGCACCUUCCACUACAACACCCGGGGACGGCCAAACACCACAAAUCUUUCCAUGGAUGCGGAAACUUCACAUUAGCCACGAUAUGACUGGACCUGAUGGGAAACGGGCUCGAACUGCCUACACACGCUAUCAGACGCUAGAGCUGGAGAAAGAGUUCCAUUUCAAUAGGUAUCUGACCCGGAGGAGGAGGAUAGAGAUAGCCCACGCUCUCUGCCUCACCGAGAGGCAAAUUAAAAUAUGGUUCCAGAAUAGGAGGAUGAAAUGGAAAAAGGACAACAAGCUGAAAAGUAUGAGUCUUGCUACGGGAGGAAGCGCCUUUCAAAACUGAUUGAAUUGGUUGAGAAUCUUCAACUACUGUUAUAGCACUGCACCUUUCUGCUUGUCAUUAUCAGGCGUCAUUUCUCUGUGUGACUGGUGUAACACGAAUUGUCAACCGUUGAGUAUUGUUCUAUCCCAUAUGCCAUAGGGUUACAGUUAACAGCCGCCGUAAAUUAAGUGUAAAUGCUACGUAUCAAGUUUAUACUUUCGUGGAAGAAAGCAUGUUCCAUGUAAGCUCUUUGUGCGCAACUUUAAACAUGUAAAAGGAAUAUUGUACAGUAUCAACGCGAACUACCUAUAUCAUCUAGUCAAAAAAAAAACUUUGUUGUAUUCUUAUGAACUUGUAUAGGGACGUCAAUGUAGACUGUUUUCCAGUUUUGCAGGACAUUUAUGCUUGUGCCGCGUUUAUUACGUUCUUGGAUAGGAUUGUUACAUUGCGAAAAGAAAUCCUCUAUAUUCGCACUUAGGCUACAUUUGUGUACUUUAUGUUGCAUUUGAACAUUUCUGGACAGGAUUUUGUGUCCAUGACGAGUGAAAUAUGUUUGAUGUACAGUUGUGACCAAUAUUUUAUUUGUACACUGUGAGUGGUGAAUGUUCCGUGUUUAAAAAAAAAAGCUAAGAAAAUGUUUUAACGUUGAUAUGCUGGGAAUUUUUUGCCAGCCGGCAUUUUUUUCUAUUUGUGUCUGGAUUAAAAAUGGCUGAUGAAUCUAAUUUGAAAAAUAAAAAUUCUUUUAGUCUCAAGAUGCUUUAGUGUCUCUUUGCACAUCAUUGCACUUUUGGGACCAGUUACCUUAACAGUGGGUCACCACUCUCGUUCAAUUCAAACACUCAUAGUUUACAGUUAUUAUCGUAUUAAUAUAUUCUUCGUAAUCUAUGUAGGCCUACCAAUGGCUAAAGCAGACUAGGCUAAAAUCACAAGCUUUUAUGUGUGAGUUAUAACCUUGACAUGGAACCAUAUGGCGCAGUAUUUCGUUCGUUUCCGAGUCGUUUAAUCUUACACACUUUCGCAUAUAUUGCCAUAUCAUUGGCAUAUUAUAAUGAUCAAAAUAGAUAUCACACCUAACAUGAUUUUUUACAGCAUGUGUCCAAUAAUUACUGAACCUGUGAACUUACCUCUUAAAUGGUCAAAUCAGUGGAAGUAUGGGUCUUAGGAGUAAUUUAUAUAUUGUAUUAGUUAUUACAUCAGAAAUACAGCCUCGACUUCCCUAAGUGAUUUAAUUUCGCCAAGUCCAGUCUAUAACAUAGACAUGUCCUUCUCUGUAGUGCUAAACAAGUCACGUGAGGUCCAUAAAGUUAGUUUUAUGGUUUUGGGGGUUGACAAUGUGCAACAUAAUUCACAUUCUUGAAUGAAAGUGACGGUUUCACUGCUUCAGCGGGAUUCUAAAGGUUGUGGACGGUGUGUGAUAUGCUCUUAGUCAGUUACCUUCAACCACUCAAAAUGUCAUACACUCACAUGGCUACUCACUGUUAUUUUUCUGUUGGAUUGGGGCAAGACGUUUCAGAGUAAGUUUCCCUUCAUUCAUUAAUUGUCAGUUUGCAAGGAGUUGGGUUGUUUUAGAUAUUAAUAAAGGGGAAAUAGCCGAGAUAUUUUGAUUAACAUUCUGUCAUAAGAUUCAUUGUGAUGCUAUGCAAGUUUUACUUUAGUGCUGCGGAUAUCAUUUGUAUCAUAUGUCUGUAUAUAUGUGUGUGUGUGUGUGUGUGUGUGUGUGUGUGUGUGUGUGUGUGUGUGUGUGUUUGUGUGUGUGUACAUUAUUUAUGUCAACAUUUGCCGCCCUCAUCUGUGUAAAUAAACUAUCCAUAUACGUUGAAGAAAUAUGAAUGCACGUUUCACCAGGUAUUAAAUUCCUUUAUCCUAACUCGUUAGUUUUCUCUACAGAAAACCAAAACGUAAACGACCGUGUAAGCAAAACAGAAUUAAAUAGGCAAAAUAGAAUUAAUAAGCCACGAACAAAACUUAUUUUUAUUUAUUUGCCCAUUGUCAUUUCGACAAUGUGGAAGAGGAUAAAUGCAAUCGUUUUGCUGUAUUUUUUGCGAAAUUUGAUCAAACUGAAUGGAUUGAAUACAUGAUGUAACUGUGCCAAAUUUCUCCCGAUAAACACGGUUGCGUGAUUCAUAACUAUUAAAGUCUCAUUGUACUCCUAUAAUGUGUUUUGCAUAUUGAUAGGGGUAAUCUGUGCGCUGUUCUCAUCAAUUAUUCAUGGGGAAGGGAUCACUGCGAGGUCAUGAGACUAGUGCUGAACACAGAGACACACACAGUGCCAAGCUGCCAUUACAACAAAUGCAGGCUUAGGAUAUAUAGGCUUCCAUCACAUAUAUUGAAGUUCGUUAGAAACCUUUAAAUUCUUGUCAUAUUGUCCAUAUUCAUAUUUACUUCAUGGGCCAAAAAUAAAAUAAUUUUUAAUCGAAACAUUCUGUCGGAUCACUGUCUAUACGUAAAAUUAUCUGAUGUCCAUAAAUAAUUUAUUGUUUUAUAUUUCAUGCAAAACCUAUUAAAUAUUGCAAAAAAGGUCCAAACUAAAUCAGUGCCAGUCGUGUUUUAGACGCUGCCCAUGACUGAUGUAACGCUUCUGCAUGACCAGCAGAGCUCGCCUUACUCCGAGGUCCUAGUCACUCUGUCCUUCUUUCACUCAAACACCGUCAAUUUUGUUGUAGAAAAUCCCAUUUAUAUAAACCCAGGCAAUACCAACAGGUCCGGCCAUCCGAGACAAGUAGACUGUAACUUAAUAUAACUUACACAUAUGAACUGUAAGUUCAUAGUAGUAAGGAGAUGGUAAAAACAAUACCAACAACACUGGCUCUAUGUUUU
Ictalurus furcatus (blue catfish) is the source of this 3650-nucleotide messenger RNA. RefSeq names its product homeobox B5b (gene hoxb5b). The transcript is spliced from 2 exons. Gene Ontology annotation, cellular component: nucleus. The record is from RefSeq and is a predicted model, not a curated record. Gene Ontology annotation, molecular function: DNA-binding transcription factor activity, RNA polymerase II-specific; RNA polymerase II cis-regulatory region sequence-specific DNA binding. Bases 18 to 854 code for a protein of 278 amino acids. Lineage: Eukaryota; Metazoa; Chordata; Actinopteri; Siluriformes; Ictaluridae. Gene Ontology annotation, biological process: regulation of transcription by RNA polymerase II; anterior/posterior pattern specification.